Pseudo-nitzschia multistriata is the source of this 1635-nucleotide messenger RNA. The record is from the annotation of a GenBank genome assembly. NCBI's taxonomy places the organism in Eukaryota, Bacillariophyta, Bacillariophyceae, Bacillariales, Bacillariaceae.
AGUCAAGAGAGACGACCUGGUAUUGUCGCUCCGCAACGACACAAGUUUGUAACACAGCUUUGCCAAUAACAUCUGGCAAACCAUCUMUCAAAAGACCGAGAUAUGUCAAAUUCAGUCGUGAUUGCAAGCAUCGCUCGCACUCCCAUAGGUAGAUUCUGUGUAAGCGCGAGAUGGAUGUCAGGGAAUUUUAUGCAAUAAUAACUGCCUGUUACGUGAACUAACGCAUUUCUUAUCUCUGCAUGCUUCCCGAUGUUAACAAUCUUUUUCUUUGUAGGGAAGUUUCGCUGGGUUGAGAGGAUCAGAGUUGGCAUCGGUGAGUGUUGCGAAUCAUGUGUAACACCUUGUCCUACCGAAAAUCUAUAAUAUCCCACUCCGGAGAACAGAUAUUARCAUCRCCAUUAAUCUCGCUUUCGUUCUCAUUUCUAUAGUCAGCGAUCCGGGGUGCGUUGGCCAAGGUUCCGGAUGAUUUGCUCGUUUCAGAAUGCAUUAUGGGYAAUGUGGUGAGUUGUCGGAAACGCCGAAAGUGAGGGAUCGAAGGAGGAAGAGCGACCGACUAAACUCUCUUCCGUUUGUCUUUGCCCCCGUUGAGUGCAGGUGAGUGCAGGGAUGGGUCAGGCUCCCACCCGACAAGCGGUAUUGUAUGCCGGCCUCCCAGAAACAACUAUCUGCACAACUAUCAACAAAGUUUGCGCAUCUGGGAUGAAGAGUGUCAUGAUGGCAAGCCAGGCCUUGAAAUGUGGCCAGAGAGGAGCUAUUUUGGCGGGAGGCUUUGAGAGCAUGUCUAACAUUCCUCACUAUUUGAAAGCUUCUCGAAGUGGUACAAAAUUAGGAAACACGGAACUCGUAGAUGGAGUCGUCUAUGAUGGACUAUGGGACAUUUAUAAUGACCAGCACAUGGGGAUGUGCGGUGAGAAAUGCGCCAAAGAUUAUGCUUUUUCUAGAGAAGAUCAGGACGAAUAUGCCAUUGAAUCGUAUAGGAGAGCGCAGGCAGCUUUGGUGGAAGGAGUUUUCGAAGAAGUAAUCCCAGUUGAAAUUCCACAACGCAGAGGUAAUCAACUWGUGGUGAAUGAGGACGAAGAACCAGGAUCUAUGAAACUGGAUCGGAUCGCAAGUUUGAAACCAGCCUUCRAUCGAACCAACGGAACAAUCACUGCUGCCAACGCYAGUAGCCUCAAUGAUGGGGCAUGUGCUAUGGUUCUCAUGACCGAGCAGGAUGCUCUAGAUAAGGGUAUCAACCCAAUAGCAAAGAUAAGGGGCUUUGGCGAUGCAGCGCAAGCUCCCGUUGAAUUUACAACGACGCCCUCCCUUGCAGUUCCURUGGCCUUACAGAAUGCCGGAGUCGAGGCAUCUGACGUGGACUAUCACGAAAUCAACGAAGCCUUUAGCGUUGUUGCAUUGGCAAACAUGCAAUUGUUGAACCUAGAUCAAUCAAAGGUCAAUGUAUUUGGAGGUGCUGUAUCAUUAGGCCACCCGAUCGGUAUGUCUGGAGCAAGAAUCAUAGGAACGCUUUACAAUGUCCUGAAGCACAAAGAYGGAAACAUCGGGUGUGCUUCUAUAUGCAACGGAGGUGGCGGUGCUUCCGCAAUUGUGAUAGAACGUUUACAGUAAAGAUAGUCGAGCUMUUUUGCGUUUUCC